Molecule: messenger RNA, 1611 nt
Organism: Drosophila albomicans
Lineage: Eukaryota; Metazoa; Arthropoda; Insecta; Diptera; Drosophilidae
Exons: 8
Coding region: 405-1586 (393 amino acids)
Source: RefSeq, a predicted model, not a curated record
UUUAGUAAAAAAUCAAACAGCCAGCAACACGACGGCCCGGCGUACAGAAGUGAGCGAAACACGAACGAAAUACGUAUAGAGUAAUAUGACAACGAAGCACAAGGACAGCGGCAGCAUAAAGUGAACUUAACAUCAGGAAAAACGAACUUAUAUAAGCUACUAUAUAGCUACACACUUAUACAUUAUAUAUAUAAUAUAUAUAGGAAAUGCUCGUAAAGUGUCAUUCGGGUGUACAGAAAAUUCGCUAAGCAUUCGCAUUCGCAACUCGAUCCGAAGAGCGAACUAAAGAGAACGAUAAAAGAGAGUGAGAUCGAAGAGCAGAGAACGCACUAGAAUACUCUCGUCUAUAUAAAUUCUCAUUGGAGUUACCAAACAAGAGAGAACAACAAAUUCAAUUCAAGGAUAUGAACGAAACGAGACGAACAAUCGGUGGCCUUGCACUUCCGGCACUGCUAUUGACGCUGCUGCUGCUGUUUGUGUCCCAAACCGAGUGUCGAGCUGCGGGUGAGACGGAAAAUGAGUCUGAUAUUGCAUCGCUUCCGCCGGAUGUGGAUAACGUGGAGUUGCAUCGAGUGAAGCUCGUUAAUGGCGUGAUGACUGAGGAUCAUCCUAUUGUUAUGUACAAAGAGGACUUUGUCAACGAGGAUUAUGAUCCCACCCAGAGUGAAACCAAGGCAAAACCUACAAGGAAAUACAAGCAACUGAAGCGCAUGCGUCAUCAUUACAGCACCGCAGAGAAGAUACGCUUCGAUGUGCUGCCGGAGACACCAAUCUUUGUGGACGAUGCCGAUGACUCUGGUGCCGAUAACUUUGAGGCAGCCUCGCUGUUGGAGCCUUCCAAGCAGGAGACUUUGCAGAAGUAUCCCAAGAAGUAUCACAGUCGUCAGCGUCGUCAAGCGUACUACUACAACAGAAACCACUACUAUGUCCAGCCCUAUCAAUAUCCCCCCUCUCCCGCACCAUAUUAUCUGCCAGUUGCGACACCAAAUCAAUACCAACAUAGUCAGGUAGAGGGCAAGAAACCUAAAUAUCGUGGCAAGCAACCGCCAUGGCAAACGAAGCCCACGAAACCCAACAUGCCCACCGAUAUUGGCACACGUCUAGGUGAACCCGAUGAAAACUCUUUGUUCCAUGACUCGAAUCCUGCCAAUGCCGACUUCUCGGUAUUCAAUCAACCCAGGCCAGCAGCAGACACUCCCAGGCCAAGCUCAAGCAAUCGGCAAACGCCAACAACUCGCCCUCCUUUUGGUGGAUUCCAGUCCCCACCAGAGUCACCAGUGGAGCAACCGCCUAGAUGGGAGCCCAGCCCACAAAGACGUCCAGCCACAAAUAGGCCGACGACAUCCGCACCAGCAGCGUCGAGAAGAAAUACACCGAGGGUGUCAAGCUGUGUCUGGGCCAUUGUCAACUGUUGUUCGCAGGGCAACAGUGAGAUCCACUAUAAUUGCUUUGAGGAAUUUGACUGUCACGGCGCCUUUUGGGGCGUCAAUCCCUGUGCGGACAAUGUGCGCGAUGGUACGAUUGUCUCAUUAACGAGAUCCUUUUCAACCGGUCCUCCAUCCCAACGCCAAUACCUACCUAUUUAAUUAAUUGUCUAAGCUUAGGUCUAAA